Messenger RNA from Rotaria sp. Silwood2, 339 nucleotides. The record is from the annotation of a GenBank genome assembly. NCBI's taxonomy places the organism in Eukaryota, Metazoa, Rotifera, Eurotatoria, Philodinida, Philodinidae.
AUGAUUCCAUCAGCAAUUGUUUAUACAAAUCCAUUUACUAUGUUUCCAACUGAUGAAGAAGCAAAUGCAGGUUUUAUCGAUUUGAUUUUCUUAAGUUUAUUAUUAACGAAUUUUCAUGAUGAACAAAGAAUUUAUUUAUUACUUGAAUAUGCACCCGAUGAAGAAUUAUAUCGACGUAUGCAAACAGAAAAAACUUUAUGUGAGAGUGAAGCUGCUGAAUAUGUCUAUCAACUUUCUUAUACUUUAAAUUAUUUACAUACAAAACGAGUUAUUCAUCAGGAUAUGUUUGGAGAAUUUGAUGAAUAUGAAAAUUAUAAAUUAAUCUGUUGUAGAUAUUAA